This is a messenger RNA of Effrenium voratum, 1065 nucleotides long. NCBI's taxonomy places the organism in Eukaryota, Dinophyceae, Suessiales, Symbiodiniaceae. The record is from the annotation of a GenBank genome assembly.
AUGGCGGGACAGACCGACGACACCAAACGGGAAGGCUUUGGCUGGGGCAUCUGGGCGACCGGCGCCAUUGCGGCGCAGUUCGCCGCCGAUCUCGACCAUGUGCCGGGCGCGCGCCGCGCAGCGGUGUGCUCGCGGUCGAUGGAGACCGCGCAGGCCUUUUCAGCCAAGCACGGGUUCGCAUCGGCGCAUGCCGAUCCGGACGCGUUUCUCGCCGAUCCCGCCGUCGAUGCGGUCUAUAUCGCCUCGCCCCAUACCGAACAUUGCGCGCAGGCGCUUCGGGCCAUCGCGGCGGGCAAGCCGGUGCUGAUCGAAAAGCCGGUGGCGAUGACUUCGGUCGAGGCGCGCACCAUCGAGGACGCCGCGCGCAAUGCCGGCGUGUUCGCCAUGGAGGCGCUUUGGACGCGGUUCCUGCCGGCCGUGCAGCGCGCCAAGGCGCUGAUCGACGAUGGCGCGAUCGGCACCGUGCGCCGUGCCGAAGCCAGCCUCUUGUUCCACCGCCCAUUCGAUCCGGAGCACCGCCUGUUCGAUCCGGCGCGCGGCGGCGGGGUGCUGCACGAUCUGGGCGUCUAUCCGCUGUCGCUUGCAACGUUCCUGUUCGGGGCGCCCGCGCUUGAGCGAGGACGCUGGCAGGCCGCGCCGACCGGCGUCGACCGGGCGGCGGAGGUGGCGCUGACCUGCGGCAGCGUGCCGUUCACCGCCAAGGUCGGUUUCGUGGAGGACCCGGCCGCGGAGGGGCGCAACGAUUUCAUCGUUUAUGGCGAGACGGGCACGCUGCGGAUCGACCGGCAUUUUCUGUCGGGGCCGUCGCUGACGUUGUGGGACAGGCCGCUCGAGACCACGCCGGACCCGCGCGGAUGGGGCGAGAAGCUGGCGCGGCGUUUGCCCAUGCCCGGCCGUACGGUCAUGGAUUUCGCCCGUCCCUCGCGCGGGCUGAACUUCCAGGCCGCCGCCGUGCAGGCGGCCAUCGCCCGCGGUGAGACCGCCCAUCCGGCGAUGCCGCUGUCCGACAGCGCGGCAGUGCUUGCAAUCAUCGAACAGGUGCUGGCCGCCCCGCCGGAGAACUGA